AUGAAUAGUUUAACAAUAAUCGAAGCUAUUGUUUCUGCAACAUUUGUUGCUUUAGCUGUAGCCAGCAGUGAAGCACUUUUAACUCAUUAAAAAAUCUUUAAUAAUGAAUUCACAAUGACAUUAUCUAAAGUAGAAGAAAGGAUGUUUAUUCCAGCUAUGGUUUUUACAAAUUUCCUGAAAAAUGUAACUUUAAAUUCAUUAUUCAGCCUUAUUCCAACUAUAAUGACAACAUUUUUUUGUAUCAUAUUUGGAUAUUUGAUAGGAGUUGUUAUUAACAAAUAUUGUAUUAAAAAUAGAAAAUCUAUACUCCAGCAUAGUCUUAUCAGCUGCUAAUCCCCAUACUAUAAAUAUAUAAUUAUAAAUAGCUUAUGGUUUAACAACAUCAAUCUGAGAAAGAAACUGAAUCUAAGCUUGUUACAAUAAUAAUAAUAUAAACUGUGAUAGUUAAUGCUUUCAGAUGGUCUAUAGGAAAGAGAAUACUGCAAUAACAUAAAGUCACUGAACAAUAAUCUGAUGUGGAACUCUUAACUCUUAAGAUUGCAUAAUAAUAAUAACAAUUAUAAAGUAAUCAAAAUAAAAAAUAAGAAUCCUCUUUUUGA
Molecule: messenger RNA, 599 nt
Organism: Paramecium pentaurelia
Lineage: Eukaryota; Ciliophora; Oligohymenophorea; Peniculida; Parameciidae
Source: the annotation of a GenBank genome assembly